AAUUCAUCCUUCAUCCCGACUCCAAAACCAGCACACCAGCACCAGCACCACAACCAGCUCCAGCUCCACCAACCCUAUUGACAAGACAAGUCCUCUCUCUUGCAGGUGAUAGCUACCUUCCAAGUCCCAAUCCACCCUUUGUAUUGCUUGCAUCUCACUACAUAUUCCCUUCUUCUUCUUCUUUCCAGAAAUCCACAUAGAAAGAACCCAGAAACAGAAGUGAAAACUAAACAUGGGUUCUGAUUCAGUUUUAACAUCAACGAAGCCAACACCAAUACCAACUCAAGAAGACCCACCAAGCCCAUCCACUUCUCUUCUUUCUUUCAACACAGACUCCGCUACUGAUCCUUCCAAUCCACACCACAAAAACACGACCAACUCCAUAAUCUUCAUCUCUCUUGUACUUGUCACUUGCAUCGCUCUCUCCGCUGCUUCUGCUUUUGCCUUUCUCUUCUUUUCCUCCUCCUCCUCAUCUCCCUCUGCUACUCCUACAGAAAUCCCCUCAGCUUCUCUACAAGCGACGACGCGUCCGUUGACCAAGCUCAACCACUCGGUCGUUCUCUUGAUUUCUUCUGAUGGGUUCAGGUUUGGCUACCAGUUCAAGACCCCUACACCAAAUAUUCAUCGUUUGAUUGCUAAUGGGACUGAAGCUGAAACGGGUUUGAUUCCUGUUUUCCCUUCUCUUACAUUCCCUAAUCAUUACUCUAUUGUCACUGGCCUUUACCCUGCUUAUCAUGGUAUUAUUAACAAUCAUUUUGUUGAUCCAAAAACUGGAGAAGUUUUUACAAUGGCAAGUCAUGAGCCCAAGUGGUGGCUUGGUGAGCCAAUUUGGGAGACAGUGGCUAAACAAGGGUUAAAGGCUUCUACUUAUUUUUGGCCUGGUUCUGAGGUGCAUAAAGGUUCUUGGACUUGCCCUCAAAAGUUUUGUAUGUUUUAUAAUGGUUCUGUUCCUUUUGAUGAACGUGUUGAUACCGUUUUGAGUUAUUUUGAUUUGCCAGAUAGUGAGAUUCCUGUGUUUAUGACCUUGUAUUUUGAGGAUCCUGAUCAUCAGGGUCAUAAGGUGGGACCGGAUGAUCCGGAGAUUACUGAGGCUGUUGCUGGAAUUGAUAGGAUGAUUGGGAAGUUGAUUGAUGGAUUAGAGGAAAGAGGGGUUUUUGAGGAUGUUACUAUAAUUAUGGUUGGUGAUCAUGGAAUGGUUGGUACAUGUGAUAAAAAGUUGAUAUUUUUGGAUGAUUUGGCUCCUUGGAUUGAUAUUUUACCUGAAUGGGUUCAGUCCUAUACUCCUUUGCUUGCAAUCCGUCCGCCACCUGGUUUUGCACCGUCGGCUGUUGUUGCAAAGAUGAAUGAAGGGUUGCAAUCGGGGAAGGUUCAAAAUGGAAAGAAUUUGAAAAUGUAUCUUAAGGAGGAGCUGCCUAGUAGGCUUCAUUAUGCAGCAAGUGAUAGAAUUCCACCAAUAAUAGGGAUGAUUGACGAGGGUUUUAAGGUGGAGCAGAAGAGAACUAAUAGGCAAGAAUGUGGAGGAGCACAUGGUUAUGACAAUGCACUUUUCUCCAUGAGGACAAUUUUCAUUGGCCAUGGUCCUCAGUUUGCAAGGGGACGAAAAGUGCCAUCUUUCGAGAAUGUUCAGAUAUACAACUUGGUUACUUCAAUUCUCAAUAUCCAGGGUGCUCCCAAUAAUGGGUCUGUAUCUUUUCCAUCAACUGUUCUUUUGCCCAAUCCUUCAUAAAUUAUAUGAAUGUCAUUUCAACGACGAAGUUAUAGUGGGCUGGGUUGAUUCUUUUGCAAGACGAUAUCAACAAUUGUUUAAAGACGCCUGGUUGUGAGUUAUUAUGUGAUGUGGUGGCGCAGAGGGCAACUGUAUUAGUGUUGAUCCUUGUGAUUGUUGAUUCAUGUUCGGUUACAUGAUCACUUGGCUCCUACUUUUUUUCAUUAUUAUGAGCUGCAGAUUUAAGAGAGGAAUCUAGCAUAAAAAAAUUAAUGAACCUGUAUUUUUGUAGCAUGGUUGCCUGCCUUUCUUAUUCUAUGAGUUUGCAUAUUUGAUGCACAAUAGGAACCAGGUUUAUGUUAUACUUCGAUUGUCUUCUAAUUGUGGCCACUGCCUUAACUGCUUGUCAAUAUAAAUAAUUCUUUCUUUUUCGGUGGAAA
Populus trichocarpa (black cottonwood) is the source of this 2145-nucleotide messenger RNA. RefSeq lists its product as uncharacterized. NCBI's taxonomy places the organism in Eukaryota, Viridiplantae, Streptophyta, Magnoliopsida, Malpighiales, Salicaceae. The coding region runs from base 233 to 1726 and encodes 497 amino acids. The transcript has a single exon. Gene Ontology annotation, cellular component: vacuole. The record is from RefSeq and is a predicted model, not a curated record.